AUGCCUCCGCCCGCGUCUUCGACUGCUUCGAGCACGAACCAUAAUCAUCGCGAGUCGAUGGUGAUCCCUGGUACUCAUUCGCCGACCCCGAUCCCGAACCCGAGCUUGAACCCGACUUUUAGCGACUCGGGCACGGUUUCGACUCAGGCCGGCUCACAGACUUCGCGGAAGACGAGUUCGCGUCGUUUAUUGACGAAACAACGACCCUCUGCCAAUGGGAAACACGGACAUGCUCAUGGCGAUCCCCAGCAACAACAACAGCAACAGCCCGAAAGGCCGACUCAUUCGAGAGAAGAAGGCUCGCUCGUCAUCGUCGACGCUGAUAUACCCCACAUUAACGGCAUCGACAUCGACCAUGAUACCCAACAGCAAUCACGCCAGACGCACAAGCACAAAGCCGGCAUCCUUUCGAUCGACGAGGAUCCGUUCGCCAAGUCUCCCAUUCACGCACCCGUUCCUAGUAAGGCUCCAUCGCAGAAGAGCUCGACUCUGGCUUCUCGAUCUGACGCUAUCAGCACCUCUUCUGCAUCUGAUGUGAUGGCCAACAACAACAACAAAGGCGGGGAGAUGAGUCCGAGCGGCAUGGUCAUGGGGAUGGAGAUGGAGAAUGGGCAUGGGCAUGGGCAUGGGCGAACGCCGCGGAGGGCCAGGGAGGGCCACAACGAUCAGCAUCAGAAUCAGAACCGUCGCCAGAGGAGGAUGGGCGUGAGUGAUGAGGGGGAGUUGGGUGAUGAGGAUGAUGGGGGAGGCCGACAUGGGUAUGGUGGGGAACUGAACGGUUCCGAGGACCAUAGUCACUAUAGCGCGAGCAUCGGGAGCGGUGGCGGUGGCGGUGGCGGUGGCGGGAUCAGCAUCAACGGGGCCACAUCAAACGGACACGGAUACUCAUCAUCAGCGCCCUCUGUCGUUGAGAAGAGAUCGUACCGGAGCGGACACGGGCACGGAUAUGGACUUGGCCGUUCAGGAUCAGGAUCAGGAUCAGUGUCCGGGUCGGAGGAUCAACACCGUGGUAGGAGGAUGAUGCUUCCGUCCGGGGUCGAGGAGGUCUUGUCUUCCGAAGUGGAAACCGUUCCGGAGGUCGACGAGGACUGGUCGUGGUACCCGCUCGUCAAGCAUCUCAGCGAACCUGCGCUCCUCGCGGCGUUACUCAACGAGUUAUCCUUCCCGGAAUGGAUGGCGCUUUGGAGCCUGACGAAGGAGGUCCGGACGAUGUUCGAGGAGGUGAGGGAGUUGAGGGAAGUGGCGCUCGAGCGAUAUCUUGGCAUCGUUGGGUAUGUGAGGUGGAGGUGGGAGCCUCAUACUCCGGAGCCGUUGAGGUUGACGUUGAAGGAGCUCGCGAUGUAUAUGCGGGGCGUGUCGACGCCUCCGUUCGAAUACACUCAGACGGCGGCCGCGGCGUUCUUACCAGAGAAGACAGAGGAACAGAUCGACGAGGAGAGAGGGUUGAAGAAGGGAGCGAGGGCUUAUACGAGGCUUGUCAUUCGCUUGAGGGAGCAGGCAGAGACGGAAGCGGAGCAGGUCGCCAUGAUGAGGAGGGCGCCUUCGUCUCUCAACGGACAUAGUCCAGUCACUACCCCGGGUGGAGGUGUCGUUGGAUCCCGUCGUGCCAGUGCCGGAGGCCCUCCGCCCGCUUGGGGCUCAGUCCCGCCUCGCCGUGCAUUCUCUCGACAGUCCACUCGUGCACCCUCGCCCUCGUUCUCCAUCUAUGCGCAUGGACAUAACAAUGCGCCGCGGGAGGAUCCGGCGCCUUUCCUCAUCGGUGCCACUUUCAGGAGUCCCUUGUUCAGGCUGAGGAGGGCGCCUUUGCUUAGAGUUUUCGUGCCUUCAGCGGAGGGAGAGUGGUUGAGCGAUGAGGCCAUUUUGGAAUGUGAGAACGAGCUGAAGAAGGCGGGAGUGGUGGCGUUGUUGAGGCCGGGCGAUAUCGUUUGGGAUACGGCGUUGGGCGACGAGGGUAACGUUGGGCGGCUGGCCUGGGAUGGCAGAUACUUGAUCGACCUCGAUUUCACGUAUUCUGAGACAGGCGACCUCCCGGCCUAUCUCCCUUCGCUCGCGUUCCCGCCACCGUACUUCCAUCGAGUCAUCCGCACCGCCGGAGAACACAACAAUCCCGUCUGUCACAUCGACGUGUCGCCAUGGGGGAACGAAAUCAUGUCGCACUUGCAGCUGCUGCAGGAUCGAGUCAAGACCGAGACGCCCCAGGGAAGCGUCCACAUGGUAGUCCACUGGGUCCACCGUUCCUCUUUCAGGAUUCGGACGCCGCCACCAUACCAAACCCAGUCUCAACGCUCACUCCCGGGCGCACCGCUUCUCGUGCUCCCGACCAAAGAGCGACGGCCGGUAGAUAUGGGUUGGGUGGGCACCGUGGUCGUCGAGACGGAGGGUACGAACGAGGGGCUUGCGGAUUUGAAGGGCAGGUGUAGGGGUGGUUAUCCCUCCAGAAAGGGCUCGAAACGAGUUGCGGAUGGUGCGGAGAAUGGGGCGAGCGGGGAGGUGCCGAAUGUUGGCGAGAGGGAGAGGUGUGUGUGGAGGAUAUUGAGGGAGAGGAGUCGACCGGGAGAAAUAUGGCUCAAAGCGGUCACCUCCAAGGAACGGCUGCUUCCUUGA
Messenger RNA from Stereum hirsutum FP-91666 SS1, 2604 nucleotides. RefSeq lists its product as uncharacterized. NCBI's taxonomy places the organism in Eukaryota, Fungi, Basidiomycota, Agaricomycetes, Russulales, Stereaceae. Bases 1 to 2604 code for a protein of 867 amino acids. The transcript has 4 exons. The record is from RefSeq and is a predicted model, not a curated record.